This is a messenger RNA of Trichomonas vaginalis G3, 1653 nucleotides long. Its product is annotated as foie gras family. Lineage: Eukaryota; Parabasalia; Trichomonadida; Trichomonadidae. The transcript has a single exon. The coding region runs from base 1 to 1653 and encodes 550 amino acids. The record is from RefSeq and is a predicted model, not a curated record.
AUGUCGCGUAGUGAAGUAAUUGCGAACAUUUCGAAGACAAAAGAAUUAGUAGAUAAUGGGUAUUUUGCUGGAGCAGCUAAUUUGAUUGGUGAUUGCUUCGAAAAAGUUGUUUCAUAUAACUUUUAUCCUUUAUUAGACUCAAUUCUUGAUUUAAAAGAAACAAUUGAUAAAAAUACAAAUCAUAUUGAGCUUUCUAUCUUUGAUACAGUACUUCGCCAGUCUCGAUUAAUUCGUUCACCAAAAUCCGAAGAAUUAUUUGAUCGAUUUUUAGAAGAAUCUAAGACAUGUUCAAAGAUUUGCUUACCGAUUCAUGAAAGAUUUGUUAGAAUAUUCCCAAUUGCCACUAAAUUGCGUUUUCCAAAUACAGAAGUUUCAACUGGCAAAGAUAUCGAAUUUGAUCUCCACUUAGAAUCAUUUUUAACCAAAAAUAUUCAUUGCGAUGAUAUCAACAUUGAAUUUACAGUUGAUGAUGGACAACCUUUUGUUCAUUCUCUUGGUCCAAGAGAUUUAUCAAAUUUGACACCAACAAAAAUCAGUGGAACAUUCACGCCACCCCCUAAAAAGAGAAUGCUUCGUGCAGCAUCAAUCAAUUUAGUAGUCAAUAACAUCACUCUUACCUUCGAAUCCACAUUUACUGAAAAAAUAUUUAUUAUUCCAGAUGAAUCGUCAUGUAAGAUUGAUGUAUCAAUGCCAACACAAUGCGUAAUCGGUACAAAGCUUCCUCUCAAGAUUACAAUCACUUCUGGCGAUCUUACACUUCAUAAUGUCCAAACUUCCUUCAUUUAUGAGCAAAGUCAGUCUGCAAUUACUCUCAGUGGUACAUAUAACGGAAAUCCUAUUGAAAAAGUCAAUAAUCUUGGGGACAUGGAAGCAAAUUCAACAAUUAAUUUAGAUUUAUCAAUUAUGACACAUGUUGAACUCCAAACAGCUAUUAUGUUGACUGUUUCAUUCAAUACUGAUGAAUUCGGAACAGGAGUUUUCAAGAAACCUCUGAAAUUUAAUUUCAUUUCUCCAUUUAAGACAAAAAUGGAAUAUUUGAACCAAGAUUUCGAAGUCCAAAUCUUACCAGUUAUCGAUAACCCUGAUGCUUCAGUAAUUAUCGAGACAACUCUUACAAAUGUACUUUCAAUCCCGAUUACGAUUUCAUUCAUCACAGGAACGAUUGAUUUCUUUGAUAUUAAUUGUCUUCCGAGUACUGUGAAGCCAAAGGAAUCGUUUACUUUCCUUGGCCAGACAUCUAAUCCGAUUUUCCACGAAAUUCUCGUUGAUUUCCACGCAGAAGGCAUUGAUGAAGGAUCUAUAUGCUUCAAGACUCCCGAGAUCAAGCAGGAUUUGUUGCCAAUUCAGAUUAAAUACGAAGCUCCAGAUUGUUCAACGAUAAAUGACGUAAUUGACUGCAAGAUUAUCAUUGAAAGAGGUCAAGGACUUCCAAAUGAGAGCGAACUCCUUAAUUUCACCCUUUGCGUUGAAAAAACUCCAAAUUUCUUCCUCGAAGGUCCAGGAAAACUCAAUUUCCACAUGUGGCGUAACCAGAAGAAGGAAAUUCCUAUUAAAUACAUCCCUCUCACGACAGGAUUUUUAUACCUGCCGAAAAUUAACAUUCCAGAACUUAACAAAUCUUAUGUUUCUCAGAUAACUGUUGCUUAUCAAUAA